AUGGUAUCCGAAACCGAAGCGCUGGAAAUCUACCACAAUGCGAUCCACUUUGACGGGCUAAACAUCGCCAACUGGUCCCGCGAGAUCUUCGAAGCCUGGCAACAAGGUGGCAUCACCGGUGUAUCCUGCACAUGCGGUAUCUGGGAAGGCUUUCGUGAUGCCAUUUCCAACGUGGUACAAUGGAAAAAGUGGUUCGAAGAGCAUUCCGACCUCAUCGUACAGGCGCAUUCUGUCCGCGAUAUUCGCCAAGCAAAGCGCGAUGGAAGAACGGCAGUUCUACUCUCCUGGCAAAACACAGCCGGCAUCGAAGACCAAAUUGAUUACCUGCGCGUUUUCCGCGACCUAGGCGUGCGCAAGAUGCAACUCACCUACAACACGCAGAAUUACUCAGGGGCUGGGUACACCGAGAUCUGCGACUCGGGUCUCACUGGUUUCGGUCGACAGGUUGUUGAUGAGAUGGGUCGAUUGGGUAUUGUGGUUGAUUUGUCGCACGUCGGUCCAGUGACUAGUGAAGAUGUGAUCGAGUAUGCGACUAAACCCCCUUGCUUCAGCCAUGUGUUGCCGGGCGGUCUUCGUGAUCAUCCACGCAACAAAUCCAACCAUCUUCUACAGCUCAUUGGUAAGAAGGGUGGGUUUGUUGGAAUCAGCCAAUUUGGACCACAUAUGGCCAAGGGUAAUGAUUCGACCAUCGAUGAUUACGUUGCUGCGAUGGACUUUGUGAUCGAUUUGGUUGGCGAGGACCUGGUGGGUGUGGGUUCAGAUGCCAGUGAAGGCCACGCGCGACCAAGUGAUUUCAUGGCCUGGUGUAAUCUCGACAAGGGUUAUGCGCGUCAGCUCACACCUUGGGGCAGUCAGACUGUUGUGAAGCCUCUGGGUCCGUUGAAGGAAAGGCCAGAGCUCGCCAAGGCUAUGGCCCGAGCAGGCUGGUCGAAAUCAAAGAUUGAGAAAGUGUUGGGAGAGAAUUGGCUAAAUUACUUGGAGAAGAUCAUUGGCGAGUAA
Messenger RNA from Penicillium expansum, 999 nucleotides. RefSeq names its product Peptidase M19, renal dipeptidase. The transcript has a single exon. Gene Ontology annotation, molecular function: metallodipeptidase activity. NCBI's taxonomy places the organism in Eukaryota, Fungi, Ascomycota, Eurotiomycetes, Eurotiales, Aspergillaceae. The coding region runs from base 1 to 999 and encodes 332 amino acids. Gene Ontology annotation, biological process: proteolysis. The record is from RefSeq and is a predicted model, not a curated record.